Messenger RNA from Globicephala melas (long-finned pilot whale), 7934 nucleotides. RefSeq names its product ADAM metallopeptidase domain 12 (gene ADAM12). The record is from RefSeq and is a predicted model, not a curated record. Gene Ontology annotation, biological process: proteolysis. Lineage: Eukaryota; Metazoa; Chordata; Mammalia; Artiodactyla; Delphinidae. Gene Ontology annotation, molecular function: metalloendopeptidase activity.
AUGGGAGACCUCAUUGAUGUGCGUAGGGCUGGCAGAGGGCAGAGCUGGCAGGAGUGCCAGCCACAACCAGACCACAUCUGGGGAGGUCCAGGUGGCUGCAGGAAAUCUGAAGUUGGAGGAGAAAGCCAGGGGACAGAAGUGAAAAGUCAGGGGGCCUCAGUUGCUUGGAGAGGUGAGCUUGGCCCUCAGGGCCUGAGAGCCGUGGUCCUUGGAUGCCUCUUUGCCAACAGCCCAGCUUCUCUUGAAAGCCUGCCCAUCGCCAAGCCCUGUUUCCUCUCACGGGUGAACUUGGGAAGCAGAUUCGUACCUUCCGUGCAACAGGCCGGCACGAGGGACGGGAGAGGAGCUUACGAAGUGGUCAGUGCCUCUCUUUUGAAUGGAGACCCGUGGAACCCAGUGACAAACGCAGACACAAAGAAUCAUCCAGGAGUCUUGAAUUUUCGAAUACAGCUGGAAAGCAAAGAACUGAUUGUAAAUCUGGAAAGAAACAAAGGCCUCAUUGCCAGCGGUUUCACAGAAACCCACUAUCUGCAAGAUGGCACUGAUGUCUCCCUCAUCCGAAAUUACACAGGUCACUGUUACUACCAUGGACACGUGCAGGGCUAUUCUGGUUCCACGGUCAGUCUCAGCACUUGUUCUGGUCUCAGGGGACUUAUUACAUUUGAAAAUAAAACCUACAUUUUGGAGCCAAUGAAAAAUGAAACCAACAGAUACAAACUCUUCCCAGUGGAGAACCUGCAGAGCACCUGGGGACCCUGUGGAUCAAACACAACGGGCCUCGCUAUGCAUGACAGGCUCCCACCGCCCUCCCAGACCUGGACAAGAAGGCAAAAAAGAGAGACCCUCAAGACGACCAAGUAUGUAGAGCUCGUUAUUGUGGCAGACAACCGAGAGUUUCAGAGGCAAGGAAAAGACCUGGAAAAAGUCAAACAACGAUUAAUAGAGAUCGCUAAUCACGUUGACAAGUUUUACAGACCGCUGAACAUUCGAAUCGUGUUGGUGGGCGUAGAGGUGUGGAACGACAUCGACAAAUGCUCCAUAAGUCAGGACCCAUUCACGAGCCUCCACGAGUUUCUGGACUGGAGAAAGAUGAAGCUUCUACCUCGCAAAUCCCAUGACAACGCACAGCUUAUCAGUGGAGUGUAUUUCCAGGGGACCACCAUCGGCAUGGCGCCCAUCAUGAGCAUGUGCACGGCAGAACAGUCCGGGGGAAUCGUCAUGGACCAUUCAGACAGUCCCCUUGGCGCGGCUGUGACCCUGGCCCAUGAGCUGGGACACAAUUUCGGGAUGAACCAUGACACCCUGGAGAGGGGCUGUAGCUGCAGAACGGCUGCUGACAAAGGAGGCUGCAUCAUGAACCCCUCAACCGGGUACCCGUUCCCCAUGGUAUUCAGCAGCUGCAGCAGGAAGGACCUGGAGGCCAGCCUGGAGAAGGGCAUGGGUAUGUGCCUCUUUAACCUGCCGGAAGUGACGCAGUCCUUUGGGGGCCAGAAGUGCGGGAAUGGAUAUGUCGAAGAAGGAGAGGAGUGUGACUGUGGCGAACCGGAGGAGUGUCUGAAUCUCUGCUGCAACGCCACCACCUGUACCCUGAAGCCGGAUGCUGUCUGCGCACACGGACUGUGCUGUGAAAACUGCCAGCUGAAGCCUGCGGGAACGGCGUGCAGGGACUCUAGCAACUCCUGCGACCUCCCGGAGUUCUGCACGGGAGCCAGUCCUCACUGCCCGGCCAACGUGUACCUGCACGACGGGCACCCGUGUCAGGGAGUGGACGGCUACUGCUACAACGGCAUCUGCCAGACCCACGAGCAGCAGUGCAUCACCCUCUGGGGACCAGGUGCUAAACCUGCCCCCGGGAUCUGCUUCGAGAGAGUCAACUCUGCAGGCGACCCUUACGGCAACUGCGGCAAAGACUCCAAGAGCUCCUUCGCCAAGUGCGAGAUGAGAGAUGCUAAAUGUGGAAAAAUCCAGUGUCAAGGAGGUGCCAGCCGACCAGUCAUCGGUACAAAUGCCGUUUCCAUAGAAACGAAUAUCCCCCUGCAGGAAGGAGGUCGGAUUCUGUGCCGUGGGACCCACGUGUACUUGGGCGAUGACAUGCCAGACCCAGGGCUUGUGCUUGCCGGCACAAAGUGUGCAGAUGGAAAAAUUUGCCUCAAUCGUCGGUGUCAGAACGUAAGUGUCUUCGGUGUUCACGAAUGUGCGGUGCAAUGCCACGGCAGGGGGGUGUGUAACAAUAGGAAGAACUGUCACUGCGAGGCCCACUGGGCCCCUCCCUUCUGUGACAAGUUUGGCUUUGGAGGAAGCAAGGACAGCGGCCCCAUCCGGCAAGCAGGUAACCAAGGUUUAACGAUAGGAAUUCUGGUGACCAUCCUGUGUCUUCUUGCCGCUGGAUUUGUGGUUUAUCUCAAAAGGAAGACAUUGAUACGACUGCUGUUUACAGAUAAGAAAACCACCAUUGAAAAGCUAAGGUGUGUGCGCCCUUCCCGGCCGUCCAGUGGCUCCCAGCCUAGUCAGGCUCACCUUACCCACCUCAGCAAAGGGCCGAUGAGGAAGCCGCCACCUUCCAACACACCUAAGGACAAUCCCAGGAGAUUGCCGCAGUGUCAGCAUGUGGACAUCAGCAGACCCCUCAAAGCCCUUGACGCCGCCCCUCUGCCCAGUUCUUCUCAGCGAGGACUCCCGCCCAUGCACCCGGCUCCUCGUGUGCCCUGCGUCCCUGCCAGACCUCUGCCGGCCAACCCUGCACUCAGACAGGCCCAGGGAACUCGUAAGCCAAACCCUCCUCAGAAGCCUCUGCCUGCAGAUCCUUUAAGCAGGACAACCCGGCUUGCCAGGACCCCGGGACAGCAGGAGUCUGGGCUCCGCCGGGCGCCCAUCAGACCUGCUUCCAAACAGCCCCAUCAAGUGCCCAGAGCCACCCACAUCGCCUAUGCAAAGUGAGAAGCAAGCCAACAGCGUUGUUCAACAGUGAAGACAGAAGUUUGCACUAUCCAUCUCUCAACUCCAGUUGGAGUUACUUUUUGUACCAACUUUUAGAAUUUUUUUAAUGUUUCAAACACCAUGAUUUGAAGAACUUUGAGCUACUGCCGUCGGUGCUGUGCUGUGCUAUGGUGCUGUGUAUACUUUUACUUGCUCAGGUACUUGUAAAUUAUUAAUUUAUGCAGAAUGCUUGCUACAGCGCAGUGCGCUGUAGUGGGCGGUUUUUUUGUGUGUUUUUUUUAAAACCAUCACUGAGUUUUCCAUGGAAGGAAGGCUUUUUGUGCUUUGAAUAGUUUAGUGAACUUGAAAUAUCGUGCUUUAUGGGAUUCUGGACAGGAUGUUUACUUUUUGAAGGAGGCUGUAUUGGACAGCAACUCCCCAGCUACCCAUGGCUGUGGUUAUGGUACCAGACACAGCUCAAGAGACCCCAGGUAGAGCCUCGAGUGAUUUUCUGGAACCCCUGCUCUCAGGCCAGAGCCUGGCUUCUGGUCCAGCCUAUGCUUGGCUUGCGGGGAUAACCUGGGCCCUGUCACAGCUGAUAGGUUGGCCCACCAGGGUUAUUAUCCCUUGAAGCUCUAGGGUAACAGGGAAGGACCUGGCUUCUGGCCAGGAAGCUUUGGAGAGAACCUGGGUUGCGGAAAGGAAUUUUAAGGUGUGGCCGCACCAGUAUAGAGACUGGAACACGAGGCCAGCCAGAAACUUGACCUUGAGCUCUCACCAGCCCUGAGAGCAUUUGGAGAGCAGGCAGAGAAGUUUGCUUUAUAGAAACACCAAGAACUUCUUUCCCUGGCUGCCCUUUAAGGAGUGCUGGCGUCAGCACCUUAUUUAGAUUGGGAAAGGUGGUGCUUCUACAAGACAGCUACUGCCCAAGCACUGCAAACCUCCAUCUCCCUGUACUGUUUGGAGCUACACAAAUUACCACCUUGUGUUCUCGACUAUAAUACAGUGACUCUGUGUUCCGACAGAUCGAUGAGGCUUUCCGUGGAGCACAACUAUUUUCAGAUGUGAACCAGUAACCAGAUCUAGUGAAUCAAUUCUGUAGCUAAAACUCUUCUUUUACCACAAGGUUCAACUUAUUAAAAAUUAGGCAGAAUCCCUAGGCUUGCAAAAACUGCAACCAAAUGGAAUGCUCUGCUCAUCGGGACAGGUUAGGGUCUGCCAUCCUUGUUAGUACAUGUUGAACGAAGAACCCUAAGUUACUAUUAAGUUCUCUUUGGGGCAUCUUAUUUUCCCAACUUGGCUGAGGAAAUCUUUAAAAGAUGUUUUUGGCACAGAGUCGGAAUCUAUUUCUUAAGCACUUACAACUUACCUGUUGAGCGUCACAGAAAUGGGAUAAGGAAAUCAAAGUCCUGAUCAAUACUCACGAAGUGCAGUCUUGGGCAGCAGCCUCAGCAGCCUUUCACUCUUCAGAUGUCUGACUGGGGAGCCAUUUCCAAAAGGAGAUCUUGAAGAUGCUUGUAUCUAAGGGCAUGAAAAUUACAAAAUGACUCAGACAAGGUAAAGUGCGAUUAUGCCUCUGUCUGCCUUCUAGUGGGGUCACGUGCGACUGGUUUUCACAUUAGAAGGCAACUGACAGCAGUUCCAUAAUCCACUCUGUUUUAUGAGAGGGACUUCAUCUGGGGUCAUUUCAAUGGUUUUUCUACGCCUUGAAGCAGAAAGACAAAACGUACCAAGAAUCUUGGUUUGCCUUCCAGAAACAAGAGUGCAUUUAACUUUCCCCGUGUUCCCACUGUAUCCAGGCAACACAGUAUUCACGAUCGUGGAUAAACUCAAUAAAAUCCAUGUCACACACACAUACACACACACACAAAAGGGAACUCGGCUCUAAUACAUUCCAACUCUUAUAGCAUGCAACUGUUCAUUAUACAUUUAUUAAUUUCUUAAAACUAUAAAGCCAUGUUAGAAACUAUUACUGCUGAGGAGUACAUACAGAAUUACUAUAACUGGUAUUAUAUUUGGUAACUAUACUAAGGCCAAAACAUAUGCUGUUGAAAAGUUUACAGAAUUUUUAUGGUGCAUCAUGUGGGUAUUGUCUUCGUAGAUGCCCAAACCCUUGCAUCUGGCAUUGUAGCCCCUUCUGCUAGUGCAAGGAAGAGGAUGUGAACUUUUUUUGUCUGUCCUUAAUUAUAAUUCCUAUGCUUCUAUUUCAGAGAACCAGGAAUAGUUUGAUAUUAAAGGAGAUUAAUGCUGUGAUUUUACAUUUCAUCAUCAAUGGCCGCUUAGGGGCCACGGCUGAUGACACAUUCUUCUCUCUCCACAGUACUAAGUGCUUCUCCAGAGCCACGCAAUUUAUUUCUGGAAAAGAACAUAGUUAAACCUAAUAUCCCCUUACAAUACACAGAUAAUAUUAUUAGAGGAACAAUACUUCCAAAUGCAAUAUUUAUCAAAUGAAGCAUAUUAAACAAUAACUUUCAUUUUAAUAUAACUUAGGAAAGUAACUAAUAACCAGGUUGUUUCGGGGGGGGAGCUAUUCCUCCCCCUUUUUAUAUCCUCAUAGAUGAUAGAAACAAAAGUUAAUGCUUAUAUUUCAAUGGCAGUCUAUUUUUAAUAUUUUUUUAAUUGUAUAGGCAUGAAUAAUAGAGUUGACGGGGGCUUAGAAGGCCCUCGCUGAGAAAGUCAGCAUGCCUCGACACAGAGCAGGCCCUAAGGGUAGUCACUUUCCUUCCUCCAUCUUCUGAGAGUUGUAGGUUAUAGGACCCCACUUUACUGAGAAGUAGAUGGCUAAUCUUCCAGGCAUCCUACUGAAAAAUUUAUCGCCUGAAAUUUUGUGUAACAGUUUGUUUUCCUGACACAUGGAAUCAGAUGUGUAGCAACCAAGAGAAACAAUACAUAACAUUUUCCAUUGUCAAAAUAUGCAUAUAGAGAUUACGCUUCCCAGUGUGGAUUUUUCCAGCUUACACAUGUGGGAUGACAUCACAAAAAACCACAAGAGCAGCAAAUUAAACUACAUGAGAAUAAAUACUCCUGACUAGUCUCAAAGGGGACAUUUUUAUGCCUUCUUAACUUUAUUAGGAAUUCUCAGCCUGAAACCGGAGUCCAUUGUUCCGGCAAAUCAGUACAACACAUCCGUGUAACCCCUAAGAGAAGAGCAGCUCCAACUCUGCCCUGGGGCAGACCGUGCUUAGGAGCCUGUGAUCUCCAUGGUGCUAAACAGAGCCUGGUGCUGGCCCGGCGGGAAUUCUCAAGCAUCUCCCUGCCAUCUCUCCACUGCUGUUUACAAAGCACUCUGAGCCACUGAGACCCCGACACCCAAGAGGGCACGAUGCCUGGGCAGCAGCCUGACCCUUCGCAGGCUUUCAGCAGGAGGCUUAUUUCGCUUAAAACGUGGGCUCUGGAGGGCGCCCCAGGUGUUCCCUAGCAGGAAGCCUAGGGCUGACUCGGUCUGGAGGUCCUUCCUCACUGUUAUCAAACUGACCCCAACCAGACACAAGUAACCCAGAUAAACGUUACACCCGGAAGUCUGCCGGUGCCGACCCCCGGGGGUGACUCAGGCUGUGCGUCCCCCGCACGAUGGCUGGCUGCCAGCUGCCAUCUCUUCUCCUUCCCACAACUCACGAGCAGGCCAUGAACGCAUCUGGACACAGGCAGCCUAGGCUAAUACGUCUCUUGGUCACUUCUUAUCACCCAGACACAAGUUCCUUCCCCAGGCCCAACCCAGCACCGAGGCCUCUCCCAUCUCUGACAGAUCUCGGCGUUUUUAGCUACUUCAGGUCAGCCAAAGUGGUAGCUGCCCCACAAGUCCACCCAUCGGACACCCACAGCCCAGCCUCCUCCAGCACCGCAGCCUGGAGCAGCGCUGCCAGCUCCCCCACCAGCCUGGACUCCAGCAGCGUCCCUCCCCCAGGAGGGACGCUAAAGACUUCUAUCUAUUAGAAGGGGGAGUUGGCCAUAGAAAAUCAGUUCACCUCCAAUUACAAAGUUCUCUCGACUCACUCUACAGUUCCCACUGACAUCUCUUUCUUUUAAACCUAUUUGAAAACUCUGAUAGUCAUACCAGUAACAACAAGCUAAGGAAGAUUCGUGAGCCGCAGGCUGAGAACCAUUUCUGUGCAGUGAUGCUUCCAGAAGCCACUUACCUGCACAUGAAUAAACCGUUUCCCUGCCUGUCUUAAAGAAAACGCCCUCUUUACUUUUGGGACAGCAGUGGUGGCUUAGAAUCCAGCCAUUAAGAAGAGCCUGUUCUAUAUGAGAAAAAUUAGGAGAAGAAACACUGCAUAUAAAAUUGUCAUAAUAUUCAAUAGUGGAUUGUGACAGCCAUAAGAUUUAACACACAGUUAAAGGAAUCCUCAAUGUGAUUUGGCCCUUCCAGGUUCAAUCCUCUGUAACCAACCCUGAUGUUUCCAUAUCAUCUCCAAAACACAUGUCCUGUAUUCUCCCUGUGAUUCUCCUUCCAUAAGAUAAUUUUUUAGUUCUCAAUUUAGCACACUGUAAAUCCAGAAUAAAAGGAUAAAUCUCAUGUGAUCAUUUUAGUUUUACAAAGAAGUGGAAUGAUGUCUGUGCUCAUGGCCUAUAUAAGCAAGUACGUAAGUAGGAAGGACAGUGAUAGAAAAAAUAUAUCAAACUAGAAAGAGAAAACCCUCGAAGAGUCCAAGCAGGACAAGUAGCAUCAGAGCUCACUGCGCUCUUGUACCGUCUAUCAGGUCAAGCGGGGAGGUUUUAAGGGAGGUGCAUUGUUGGAAUGUGUGUGGCACAUACGUAUAACUCUGUAAAACUUGGCUACAGGCUAUUCAGCACAGUACAAAGUUACAGCUACUAAACCAGUACAUUCAUUUUUAUAGUGCUUCAUCCAUUUAUCAUGCUUUGGUUUGCUAAUUUUUUUCACAUACCUUUUUAUGUUACAGUCUGUUACCUUUGUACACAUGUCUCAUAUUGGGGGUCUACAGGUAACACAGCCUGCUUUUCCAUAGAAAAAAGUCAAUGUUACGCAUAUUAUAUCCAAUAAAUGGUAUACAGGUUAA